This is a messenger RNA of Miniopterus natalensis, 1599 nucleotides long. RefSeq names its product dehydrogenase/reductase X-linked (gene DHRSX). Lineage: Eukaryota; Metazoa; Chordata; Mammalia; Chiroptera; Miniopteridae. Gene Ontology annotation, molecular function: oxidoreductase activity. The record is from RefSeq and is a predicted model, not a curated record.
ACGCCCACGACCACGGACCUCAAAGACCUCAAGCUCGUGGCCCACCCGCGCGCCAAGAGCAAGCUGCAAAUGAUAUAGCAAGAGGCCAAGCAGCUGUGAGGAUGAUACAGGAGGAGACUUUGAAUGAUAAAGUGGAGUUUUUGUAUUGUGAUCUGGCAUCUAUGAAGUCCAUCCGGCAAUUCGUCCACAAGUUCAAGGAAAAAAAAAUUCCUCUCCACGUGCUGGUUAAUAAUGCCGGCGUGAUGAUGGUCCCUGAGAGGAAGACCACAGAUGGGUUUGAAGAACACUUUGGCCUGAACUACCUCGGUCACUUCCUUCUCACCAACCUUCUUCUGGACACCCUGAGAGAGUCGGGAUGUCCCGGCCGCAGCGCCAGGGUGGUGACCGUCUCGUCGGCCACGCAUUAUGUCGGGGAGCUGAACAUGGACAACCUUCAGAGCAGCGGCUGCUACUCCUCCCACGGCGCCUACGCCCAGAGCAAGCUGGCCCUGGUCCUGUUCGCCUACCACCUGCAGGGGCUGCUAUCUGCGCAGGGCAGCCACGUCACCGCCAACGUGGUGGACCCCGGGGUGGUCAACACCAAUCUCUACAAACACGUCUUCUGGGGCACACGUCUGGUCAAGAAGAUAUUUGGCUGGUGGUUUUUCAAGACCCCAGAUGAAGGAGCCUGGACCUCCAUCUAUGCAGCCGUCACCCCGGAGCUGGAGGGCGUUGGUGGCCGCUACGUUUACAACGAGAAGGAGACCAAGUCCCUGAAGGUCACGUACGACCCACAACUGCAGCAGCAGCUCUGGGCCAGAAGUUGCCAGAUGACCGGCAUCCGUGAUGUGACCCCAGACGUCUUCUCGAGAUAGCUGCCCCGUCGGGAGGACUUUGCACCUGGCCCACCACUCGCAGGCCUAUGAAGCGUCUUCUGUCUGCAUUUUUCAUACCCAUCGGCCUUCAGGGCUCUGUCCCCAAAAGUCUCCUGUCGGCUCCCGUGCCUUUGUGGGAAGUUAAGGACCAAGAGAAAUGUUGAGUGUCGCCAUGAGCUGGUGGGCCUUCGCCUUAAAUCUUGUCAUUCCAAAGUGUCAAAUUGUUCCCGGUGCCAUGAAUCAUUAAAUGCUGCCACCCAAGUGUACAGUUUCCCUUGCUUGGUGAGGAACAGACAGGCGGGCUUGGGUAGAAACGUUCCCCAUGAGAUGAACGCUUCCAAGGGACCAGCCGGCUGCUGGGACGCUGGUGCUGUGAGGGUCCAUGUGUCCUUUUAUCUUCCACACUGCUCAUUACUCUCGAGACCUGGCUUUGAUUUGUGCACCCCCAAAAGAGAGAGACAUGAACCUGUUGGUCAAGGUUGGUGGGACCCCACCUUCUGCAUCAUCUUCAGAGUGGCCCGUCCACAGGUGUGACCUGCAGCACCAAGAGCUCCUAUCAUAGCUUCAGGCCCAUGAGUCUUGCAGGUAUAUUACCAGACCUGUGGGGGAUGGUGUAGGACAGGGACAGGAAGAGGGACCUGGUCACCGUUCACCGUGGUGUUCUGUAGGACAGGAACAAUGAGAAGGACCUUGGACAUCUCUCACCAGGGGUUUUGUAGGACAGGGACAAGGUUAUUCCCAAACU